AUGUCGCUCGCUCCUGCAUUCGCCCCGAACGGUCGCCAGCUAUCGCCUGGCGAGGUGUGGGAAGAGACAGCGCCGGCUGCGAAGCAAGAGGAGUGGCGCGAGGAUCUGAAUGUCCUCCUCAUCUGCCCCGACUGUCGUGAGGUCCCGCCGAACCUUGUCGAGAACUUCUCCCGCGGUGAUACGGUGUGUGGCGACUGCGGCCGGGUGUUAUCAGAGAGGAACCUGGACUUCCGCUCCGAGUGGCGUACUUUCUCCAACGAUGACCAGGGCAACGAUGAUCCGUCGCGCAUCGGAGACGCGGCCAACCCCCUGCUUCAUGGGUCUCAGCUGCAUACCGAGAUCGCAUUCGGCGAUGCAAGCAAUCGUCAUCGUGAACUUUCCCGCACCCAGAAUAAGUCCAACGCGGACAAGACCAACAAGUCCCUGUCGGCCGCAUAUGCCUCGAUCAGCCAGCUCUGCGAGCAGCACUCCAUGAACAAGGUGAUCGCAGAGUCGGCGAAGCUGCUUUAUAAGAUGACAGACGAUGGGAAGCUGUUCAAGGGCAAGUCGCAGGAGGCCGUCAUAGCAGGUUGCAUCUUCAUUGCAUGUCGUCAGCACGGCUACGGCCGCUCGUUCCGUGAAAUCUACAAGCUCACCCGGGUCUCCAAGAAGGAGAUUGGUCGGACGUUCAAAGUACUUGAGGCCUACAUCAACAAGAAGAAAAAGGAGCAAGAUGGCCCCAAGGCAGCUGGCAGUGGUGCCGUGAUCAACGCUGGCAACUUCAACCUCACCAAAGCCACGACGGCCUCCGAGCUUAUUGGCCGCGCCUGCUCACGCCUCAACAUUGGAAAAUUGGAGAUGAUAGCGAAGGACUGCGCUGUCAAAGUCAAUACUCUAGGUGUGGCUGCUGGACGCUCUCCCCUGUCAAUCACAGGUGCUGUCCUCUUCCUUGUGUCGCACUUGAUGGGCAGCCCGAAGAGUCCCAAAGAAAUCGGUGCGGUUGUGGACGUCUCUGACGGCACUAUCCGCACCGCCUACAAGCUUAUGUACGCGCGCCUGGACGACAUCGUGGAGCCAGCCUGGAUUGAGAAGGGAGGAGACAAGUCCCGGGUGCCUGUCGCUUAG
Messenger RNA from Didymosphaeria variabile, 1104 nucleotides. It is a transcript of the gene SUA7, whose product is annotated as transcription initiation factor IIB. Bases 1 to 1104 code for a protein of 367 amino acids. The record is from RefSeq and is a predicted model, not a curated record. The transcript has a single exon. Gene Ontology annotation, molecular function: RNA polymerase II general transcription initiation factor activity; TBP-class protein binding. Lineage: Eukaryota; Fungi; Ascomycota; Dothideomycetes; Pleosporales; Didymosphaeriaceae. Gene Ontology annotation, biological process: transcription preinitiation complex assembly; transcription initiation at RNA polymerase II promoter. Gene Ontology annotation, cellular component: nucleus; transcription preinitiation complex.